Molecule: messenger RNA, 1402 nt
Organism: Saccostrea echinata
Lineage: Eukaryota; Metazoa; Mollusca; Bivalvia; Ostreida; Ostreidae
Exons: 3
Coding region: 23-1264 (413 amino acids)
Source: RefSeq, a predicted model, not a curated record
AGUAAUGUUUACGAUGUGAGAUAUGAGGCGUGCAUAUUUGUUCAUCUUGUCCAUUUUCCUUUGUGUUUGCUUGAUUUUGGCAGAUAAUAACGAUUACAAUGACUACGACGCCGGUCUCUUAGAUGAAAUAAGAUCUGAGGAGAAGAGAAACUUCAAAGAACAAAAAGAUGAAGACGUGGAGGAGCCCUUCAAAAAUUUGUUGUCCGAGCUCGAGGACGACAUUGGAGAGUUGUCCGAUUUAAACAAAAGAAACAAUGGCGGUUCUUCCGGUAAACCACCACCUCAGCAGAAACCAAUCACCUCUCCAAAUACAACUCAGACCAAUAUCACGGCCACUGUAAAACCCACAACACAGAGCAUUGUAACGACAAAUACUAGUGUUCGUACAAGUAAAGCACCGGAAAAGGGAAAACCCAAAGCCACGGAAAAGAAACAACAUAAUGAUAGACGUAAAAGCAACCCAAAAAUAAAGAAACCCCAAAAAGGCGGCGCCGUUCAUAACAACCCGAAGAAAUUACAUCCGCAAGGAGGCUCAAAAAAGAAGGAUAGUAAACAAAAGGGUCAGAAGACUUAUAAUAAGAAAAAUAUACGUGGGAGAAAGAAAAUGAAGAAUCGGUAUAGAACAGAUAAAAAUAAAAUGCUCGCCCGGGCGACAUGUGGCAAGACCAAAAGGUACCCUACGUGCAUGCAAAUAUAUCGUAAAUGUAUGUAUGAAAAAAAGAAACUGAAAAUUCGUUGUAAGCAGAAAAAUGAGAAAAACAAUCGAGCUGGCUUAGAGAAGAAUUCGAAAAAAAAGAGUAAUAUAAAGGGGAAAACCCCGCUCCCUACUGAAAAUGGUCUAAAAACGAUUCAUGGUCACGUGGAGCCGCACUCAAGCAAAAGCAACAACAAAAAAGACAAGAAACACUGGAAGAAUAAAGAAGUUAAUAACAUCCUCCAGAAUUCUCAAAGGAAACAGAAAGGACCCGGGAACGGAAAAGAAAACUAUCAGGGUCAUAAGAAUCAGAAUGGAAAAGGUAAGCCAUCUGGGGAUACAGCAAAACCGUUAACAAAAGACCGGAGAGGAAAAAUAAAGGAAGACAACGAUGGCAGGAAAAUAUUAAAGGAAAGAAAAGCAGUGGAGGAUCAAAAGAAGCUAGUUACUGGAGAGGUUAGAGGACUGCUGAAGUAUCUCAGAAGGGUCAAAGGUCAUUUGUACGAUAUCGACAAACAUGGCGACAAACAAAGAGGCAGAGAGGCAAACGGAAAGUCAAAUUCAAACUGAAAGUCUUAGUCUUUUUUGUGUAAUGUGGUAUUAACAAUUGAUUUAGAGCAGUAAAUAUGUCUAUAGAAUUGCUUAAAUUGUAUUUGUCUUUGCUAUUUUUUGAUGUAGAAAAGGAAUGUAGCAUCCCAUUGAAAUAUU